ACACAAUGUCCACGUGUCAGGCCAUGCACACGGCUAUCGACGACACCGACGACGUAGAUGACGCCAUCGGGGCGAGCCGCGGACAAAAUACGACGGGCUACAGGUCCGGGGUCAGCAUUCUGAAGUUCUGAGUAAUGUGAGGGGCAGGGAAGGACAAAAGUGAGACAACAAGAGGGGGAGAGGGAAGGGCAACAAUCCCACCUGGUAAGGAGCCGUGGAAGGGGUCCAGCCGUCCCACUCAGGCUCAGGAUAGUUGUAGGGGUUGUCGCGAUACAGCUUCUGGUCAUGCAACACACAAGGAGGAAUACAGCCCGACUGCCCGAUCGGAGGGUAGUUGAUGUUGUUUGCGGCUUACCCCCUUGUUGCAGUAGCACCAGAGGGCGUUCCAUGCCUCGUUCCAGUACCACGUGCCCAAGCAGCUGCCGACCGCUACAAACAGCCAGAAACGGGGAGUGUCCUUCAAAAACAGCUCAUAGAGCCUGCGCAAACAGACACGGCAACCAGCAGCAUGCCAAGGGUGUCUGAGAUGUUGCUUUCCUUUGCCCCACACCUACUGCAGCUUGUUGAAGGCUCUGAAGAACCAGUCCAUGCUGUCCUUGCCGACACGUGAGCUGUUCAGAGCCGCUUUGGCCCAGUGAGGGUCAGACUGGCGGUAGACGGAGCCGAAGUGCCCCAGUGUUUCGCCGUAGAAUUUCUCCAGUGGCCCGCCCAGCAGAGUAUGGUACAUACUCGCCAGGCUCGACCACCCGGUGAGGGUUGCCGGUCUCGGCACUCGAUGGAAACGCGAAAGGCGCAUUUUCCCUCGCCCUUCAAUGGUUUUACGAG
Vitrella brassicaformis is the source of this 825-nucleotide messenger RNA. The record is from the annotation of a GenBank genome assembly. Lineage: Eukaryota; Vitrellaceae.